AUGAUCUACAACACUGUUGUGGACUUCAUAUUCAACGAACAUGGCCAUCUCAUCAGUCAAUGGAAUGAGUCUCUUCUCAGUUCUGAAAAUAUGCAACGAUAUGCCGACUCUAUUUCCAGUAAAGGUGCCCCUUUGGGGAAUUGUUUUGGGUUCAUUAAUAGAACUGUCCGUCCUAUUUGUCGCCCAAAAAGAAAUCAGAAAGUUGUUUUGAACGGACACAAGAGAGUCCACAGUUUGAAAUUCCAAUCUGUUGCCUUGCCAAAUGGCAUGGUUGCCAAUUUAUAUGGUCCAGUGGGUAAGUUUUAUGUUAUUAAUACUGAAUAGAGGUAGUUAAUAAACUAAUUGAUAAGUUUAAUUAUAUAUAUACUAGUUUUGUUUUAUUUUUUCUCAACCUUGCACUUGGUUACAAUGCCACCCUCUAUACGCAGCAAGAAAUGCCACAAGUCGAUAACUUGCAACAACCCUGUUAAAAUCAAGUUUGUUGCAACUUGUGAUCUGCAUACUUGUUGCAAGUUGCAUCAAGCUUGUGGACAUCAAGCCUGUUCUCAACAACUUGCAAUGAGCUUGUUCAUAACUUGCAUUAGGCUUAUGAUCAAGCUAAUGCAAGCCAUGAGAACGCAUCCUGAUACGGCUUGAUAACAAGCCUGAAGCAAGUUGUCAGCAAGCUUGUUGCAAGUGUGGCAUUUUUGGCUGUGUAGGUGAGAAUCCUGGUCAUAUUCCCUGAUGCACAUAUAAUCAUUUCAUCCCUUUCUAAAAUGAGUUUAGCGACAGAAUUCUUUAAUUUUAUUUUACCAUACUUUAAAAUUCUUUUUUAUAUUACUAUAGAAGGAAAAAGACAUGAUGCAGCAAUGCUUGCAAAGUCUAGGUUACUUAAUGACCUUGAAGAACAUGCCUUUUCUCCAACUGGUGAGCUUAUGUGUUUCUAUGAUGACCCUUCAUAUCCCCUUAGAAUUUAUCUACAAGCUUUAUUUAGGGACCCACCCACAGCAGAAAUGAUGGCAUUCAACAGAAGUAUGCGUAGUGUGCGUGUUGCAGUGGAGUGGCUUUUUGGUGACGUUUUCAACUAUUUUAAAUUUUGA
Paramuricea clavata is the source of this 1079-nucleotide messenger RNA. The record is from the annotation of a GenBank genome assembly. NCBI's taxonomy places the organism in Eukaryota, Metazoa, Cnidaria, Anthozoa, Malacalcyonacea, Plexauridae.